AUGAAGAACGUUUUUAUUAUAUUUUUCGCGGCGUUUUCAGUUUGUUCCGCCAAUCCUGACGCGAAGAGACUGUAUGAUGAUUUGCUGAGCAAUUACAACAGGCUUAUCAGGCCCGUGGACAAGAAUAACAAUACCGUUCUUGUAAAGCUAGGCUUGAGAUUGUCACAGCUGAUAGAUUUGAAUCUUAAGGACCAAAUAUUGACAACAAACGUAUGGCUGGAACAUGAAUGGGAAGAUCACAAAUUCAAAUGGGACCCGUCGGAGUACGGCGGUGUGAAGGAGCUUUAUGUGCCGUCCGAGCACAUUUGGCUGCCGGAUAUCGUGUUGUAUAAUAAUGCUGACGGUGAAUACGUCGUGACAACAAUGACAAAAGCAGUGCUCCAUCACACGGGCAAAGUAUUAUGGACUCCACCUGCUAUCUUCAAGUCUUCGUGUGAAAUUGACGUGCGAUAUUUUCCCUUCGAUCAACAGACUUGCUUCCUCAAAUUCGGGUCUUGGAGUUACGACGGUGAUCAGAUCGACUUAAAACACAUAAACCAAAAGAAAGGUGACAUGGUAGAGGUGGGUAUUGAUUUACGCGAGUACUAUCCCUCUGUGGAAUGGGAUAUUCUUGGAGUGCCAGCUGAGAGGCACGAGCGAUAUUACCCUUGCUGCCAAGAACCCUACCCAGAUAUUUUCUUCAAUAUAACACUUCGAAGGAAAACCUUAUUCUACACUGUCAAUCUCAUAGUACCGUGUGUUGGCAUCUCAUAUCUAUCGGUCCUUGUUUUUUACCUUCCGGCUGACUCUGGUGAAAAGAUCGCAUUGAGUAUAUCCAUCCUCCUUUCGCAGACUAUGUUCUUUCUUCUGAUAUCAGAAAUUAUACCGUCGACUUCACUGGCUUUGCCCUUAUUGGGAAAGUAUUUGUUAUUCACCAUGUUGCUAGUAGGACUAUCAGUGGUCAUUACUAUAGUAAUACUAAAUGUUCACUACCGAAAACCGAGUACACAUGAAAUGGCACCCUGGGUGCGGACUUUUUUCAUAACUAUGUUGCCAAAGUUGCUACUGAUGCGUGUACCGAAGGAUUUACUAAGAGAUUUGGCAGCUCAGAAGAUCAUAGGUCGGGGGAAGAAGAAGAACAAGUUCAAGGAUGCUUUGGCAGCGGCUGAGAGGACCCACUCAAAUGCUUCCAGUCCUGAUUCUCUUAGACAUCAUUUACCUGGAGGGUGUAAUGGUCUACAUUCUACUACUGCGACUAAUAGAUUCAGCGGACUCGUUGGCGCCUUAGGCAGUCUCGGAGCUGGUUAUAACGGUCUCCCAUCUGUUAUGUCUGGUCUAGACGACUCUCUGAGUGAUAUCACUCCCCGAAAAAAGUAUCCCUUUGAACUGGAAAAGGCAAUUCACAACGUCAUGUUUAUUCAGCAUCACAUGCAGCGGCAAGAUGAGUUUAAUGCGGAAGAUCAAGAUUGGGGCUUCGUCGCAAUGGUCCUAGAUAGACUUUUCUUAUGGAUUUUCACGAUCGCGUCUAUCGUUGGCACAUUUGCCAUCCUCUGCGAGGCUCCAUCAUUGUACGACGAUACUAAACCGAUUGAUAUGGUAUUGUCAUCUGUAGCCCAGCAACAAUUUUUACCAGUUGAGAGUGGUGAUUCGUAA
Molecule: messenger RNA, 1632 nt
Organism: Leptosia nina
Lineage: Eukaryota; Metazoa; Arthropoda; Insecta; Lepidoptera; Pieridae
Source: the annotation of a GenBank genome assembly